GGUCCCCAGUUCCCGGUUCCAAGACCCGCGUCCGAGCUCCUCUGCGUGUGGCCGCCCGAUUUGUAUGCGGUUCUUGGCCGCAGCACCACAGUGGUAACCGCAAAUGACAGACACGCCAGAGGAGUGAAAACUGAAAAUUAUAAACAAAAACGGAGACACCCGACAAGUGCAGUGGCCCAAUGGAGGGGGGAGGGAUGUCGUAAUGGCACUUAAUGGCAAGCACACACUGUUCCGCCAUCAGCGAAUCCAGAUACUCUAGCCGCCAGAUACCCAGAUACAUAACGUCAUCGCUUGAUUUUCAUUUUCCAUGGGGCGCCAAACGAAGCGUGCAACCGAAAAGGCGAAAAGAGCAGACAAUAGUAAAAGCGAAAUAUAGAGAAUAGAGCGCAAUAGAGAUACCAUUGUAUCUGGAUAUCUGGAUAUCUGAAUGUCUGGAUAUCUAAAUGUCUGGAUGUCUAGGUAUCUGGAUAUCCGUGCUGCUGCAUCGAUGGCCCAGCUAUUUAUAGGUCGACUCCUCAGCGGGGGAGGUAGUUGCAUCUGAUAGUCCGGGGAAUGGGUCUACGCGUGUACCUUCAGUAGCACUCCGGUCGCAAUCCGUGCCGCGCUCCACUCCGCCAUCGCAAUCGAAGAUAGUGCAUCCGAUCGGCAACGGCUGUGCAUGUGAUCUAAUAAAAAUACAAAUGUGUUAUCCCAUUUUGACAGCAAACUGUUAAUUUCUAAGGCAAAACGCCGUGUGUGUGCAGUUGGUGGAUAUGCCAGAUACAGAUACAGAUACAGAUGACUAUUCCGAUCCAGAUCGCAGUGAAGCCACAAUAAAGCCUGGGCGAGAAAUCAAGCGAUCGGCCGGCCAAACAAACAACAACUAGCACUCAACGCACAUUAACGCAAAUCGCCUCAAAUUAACACUGAACACUAAAAUUUGGAAUACAAAACUGCGGAUACAAUACCAUCUAGAAGCCAUGAAUCCGAAGCCAACCACCAAGCUGGCCGAAAUUGAGCAGUUUUUGUUGGAUGUCCGCGCCCACUUCCGAGCUUCGCUGGAGACCUCGGAGUACGAGAACACCUCGAACCUAUUCCACGUGACGGCCGCCGAGCAGACCGCCGCCCUUCUGGCCCGCUGUGAGAUCCUGCUGGCUGCAGCCAGUUCUGCAUCGGGAUCGGGAUCGGGGCUGGGAUGUGCAGACGAGCAGGCGACAGCUAACCACCGUUCCAGCCUGGUCGACUGCGUCGAUAGCAAGGUGGGCGCGGAGACCGGUCCCAGCGGCUAUCUGGAGAUGCUUGCCUCCCCGUCCCCCUCGAAAAGCUCCCUGUCCGCCUCGAGGGAGUACAUCGAUUUGGGCAGCAGCGGAUCCCUGGAUCGUUGCUCCGUCAAUCAACCGGUUCCGGCAGCGAAGGACAAGGAGCCACAUCAGCAGCUCUACGAGAUUUGCCAGAACCAGGGAGCGGGUCAGGACGAGGACGAAGCGCAGCAGGCGAUCACCUUCAGCCACGAGGUGUUCAUUGACUGCCCGUACGCAGAUCUGCCCGCUGGCCACUUGUCCCUGCAAAGAUCCACAAAGUACGGACAGCUGCAGCGGAUUGUGCCCAAGCGACUGUUCUUCGACCAGACCCGCAAGUGCUACUGUGGCAUCCUCAACGACUGGAUGCUGUGCUAUGCCGACGGCCCGACCGCCUGUCGACCCAGCAGCACGCUCUACUUGAAGAGCUCCUCCAUCGAGAUUGAGCACUUCGGAGAGGGCAAGCGGCGCGACAUCUGCUUCCAGAUCACCACAGACGACCCCAACAAGAAGUUCGUGUACCAGGCCAGCAACGAAGUCGAUGCCAAAGAGUGGAUACACGCCAUUGAGGCGGCCAUCCGCGGAGAUGCCGGUGCUCAUUCGGCGCUGAAGAGUCCACCGCCCCGGAAAUUGCCCACGCCGCCGGUCCAGAAAAAAUCCACCUACACAGCAGCGGAUAUCAUCUACGAGGAGCCCUCGCCCGUGUAUGGCCUCAUAGACUCCUCCUCCAUGGUGCUCCCUAAGCUGCCGGAGAAGAACAACAGUCCAAGCGCCCUCGCCCGGCGUUUCGAGUACGAUGUUCCCAAAUGCCCGGCUCAGCCGCUGCAGGACACCUGCGCCAGGGUGGCCUCUGUAAGUGGGGAGCUGGAAUCCCUGGGACUACUCAACGAGGGUGAUAUUAAGGUGCAACCGCAGCCGUCCAGCUUGCACGGAAACAUAUCGCUGGACUUCCAGGCCAGGGUGAAAACAGUGCACAGCGAGCUCUCCACCCAGUUGUCAGCGGCCGGUCCCAGUCCGGAUCGUCUGAAAAAGGCAGCGAAGAAGAGCUACUCGAAUGGCAGUGAACCGGAGAUGCUGUCUCCCCUGACCAGCCCCGCCCACACGCCCACCAAGGAUCAGAAGAAGCAGCGCAAGUCAACCACCUCGCCGCAAUCCAGUCCGGUCAGCAAGGACUGCGACAAGCUGGCACGAAACUGGUUCCUCAGUCGCCUUAACAAGACCACCGGAUUGAAGGCGACCAACACGGGCAGUGCAUCACCAACCAACGCCAAGUGCAAGCAGAGCGAGAAGGAGAACCUGCUGACGGAAGCGGAGCUGGGCGAGGGCUAUGAUGCAAGUCCUGGUGACCGGGAUCACGGCCUGCCGGGCAGCCCGCCCACGUCGCCGUGUCUGAAGGCGGAGGCCAAGAGCAAGGUGAACAUGAUUAUCAACCAGUUCGAGAGCAGCGGUCACCUGUCCACCAUGUUCAGCGUGGAAGCGUUGGCCGCCAAUGCACUCGCCUCGCUGACAUCCUUCUGCGAAAGUGAUGGUUGCAACAACUACGAGCCAAUCAUGCCCCUGGCCACGACUCCCAGCAGCUUCCUAAAGAAGGUGUAGACUGCUGCACAUCCGUCAUCUGCUAUUCACAUCCGACGUCCUGGAGAGCUCGUUCGUCUCUGUAUUGUAGAUUUAAUCCUUAGGCUAGUGAAAACCACUCUCCGGAUGUCACAUAACUUUGACAUAAAAUUUUAAUAUCAAAA
Messenger RNA from Drosophila simulans, 3016 nucleotides. RefSeq lists its product as uncharacterized. The coding region runs from base 960 to 2873 and encodes 637 amino acids. NCBI's taxonomy places the organism in Eukaryota, Metazoa, Arthropoda, Insecta, Diptera, Drosophilidae. The record is from RefSeq and is a predicted model, not a curated record. The transcript has 3 exons.